Miscanthus lutarioriparius is the source of this 1002-nucleotide messenger RNA. Lineage: Eukaryota; Viridiplantae; Streptophyta; Magnoliopsida; Poales; Poaceae. The record is from the annotation of a GenBank genome assembly.
AUGGCCCCUGGUCGCCGAUUCCACGUCCACGGGCAAGUGAAAGGUGGUUACCACUUUCUUCCACGUGUGGAUAGACUCGCGGGAAGCCCUGGUCCAGAAAUUCCACCACGUGUGCUCGUGCCAUUUGACUCGACGACUCCCUCCCCGUGUCUGUUUAUGCGUGGAGCCGCCCCUGACUACGAUCUCUUUCUCCUGGGAAUCCUUGACAAUUCUGUUAUCCCGGCGACCUUGAGACCAAGGAGUUUUGAUCCGGUGACGCAACUAGCAACUUGCAAGUUGGUGGCCUGGCCUGUUCCUCACUCGCAUCCCUGCUUGCCUUACGUCGUCCACACCAACGUGAAAAUGGGCUUGGAGACGGAGACGAUCACCUUUGAAGGCAUCCCGUUCCCGGCGGAGAUCACCGCCGGCGCCGGCGGUGAGCCUCUCUCCCUCCUAGCCAACGGUAUCACGGACAUCGAGAUCCACUUCCUGCAGAUCAAGUACAACGCCAUAGGGGUCUACCUCCACCACACCAACGGCGCGCUGCUGUCCCACCUCGGCGCGUGGAAGGGCAAGACGGCGGAGGAGCUGCUGGCGGACGCCGCCUUCUGGUCCGCCCUCGUCUCGUCCCCCGUCGAGAAGCUGCUCCGCGUGGUGGUCAUCAAGGAGAUCAAGGGCUCGCAGUACGGCGUGCAGCUGGAGAGCUCCGUCCGCGACCGCCUCGCCGCCGCCGACCUCUACGAGGACGAGGAGGAGGAGGCGCUCGAGAAGGUCGCCGAGUUCUUCCAGUCCAAGUACUUGAAGCCGGGCUCCGUCAUCACCUUCCACUUCCCGGCCACCCCGGGGCCCGCCGAGAUCACCUUCGUCACGGAGGGCAAGGGCGACGCGAGGACCACCGUGGAGAACGAGCACGUCGCCGGCAUGAUCCAGAAGUGGUACCUCGGCGGCGAGAACGCCGUGUCUCCCACCACCGUCCGCAGCCUCGCCGACCGUUUCGCCGCGCUGCUCGCCGUCGCCGCGUGA